AUCAGGCAGUGGCCCCCUGGGAGUGAUGGAUAGGGGCAGGUUGAGGCUAAGGGCCAGAGAAUGGCGUCCCAGGCAGCAGGCAACCAGACCUCCUUCGGGCUUGCUGAAGACUACAGCAGCUGGUACAUCGAUGAGCCCCAGGAGGGCAAGGAGCCCCAGUCAGAGGGGGUAGAGCCCUCCUGCCAACCCAGUGUACUGCCUGCACUGCACCAUGCCUGCCUGGCCUCGCUGUCGCUCCUUGCCCUGUUGCUGUUGGCUAUACUGGCGAGGCGCCGCCAGCUCUGGCCGAGCUGUGGGCACUGCAGGCCCGGACUGCCCAGCCCUGUGGACUUCUUGGCUGGGGACAGACCAUGGACAGUGCCAGCUGCUGUCUUCAUGAUUCUCUUCAGUGCCCUGUGUUUGUUGGUCCCCAACGAGGACCCACUGCCCUUCCUGAGCCUCAUCUCAACACCUGGUGCAGAUGGGGAAGUCAAGUCCUCAAGAGGACCUUGGAAGAUGCUGGCCUUGCUCUAUUACCCGAGCCUCUACUACCCUUUGGCUGCUUGUGCCACAGCCAGGCACAGAGCCGCACAUCUGCUUGGAACUGCACUGUCCUGGGCCCACUUUGGUGUCCACGUCUGGCAGAGAACAGAAUGUCCCCAGACACCCCAGAUCUACAAGUACUACGCCCUGCUGGCCUCCGUGCCUCUCUUUCUGGGCUUCGGAUUCCUGAGCCUUUGGUACCCAGUGCAGCUGGUACGGAGCUUCCGUCAUAGGACAGGGGCAGGCUCCAAGGGUCUGCAGAGUGCCUUCUCCGAGGAGUACCUGAGGACCCUCCUUUGCCGGAAGAAGCUGGACAGCUGCUCCUGUCCCACCAACAAACAUAGCCUCCUGUCUCGGGCCUGGACCUGCUUCCAGCACUCCAUCUACAUUCCACAGCCAGGAUUCCACCUACCCUUGAAGCUGGUGAUCUCAGCCACCCUGACAGGGACAGCCAUUUACCAGGUAGCCCUGCUGCUGCUGGUGAGUGUGGUGCCCACCAUGCAGAAGGUGAGGGCGGGACUCACCACCGACGUCUCCUACCUGAUGGCCGGCUUCGGGAUCGUGCUGUCUGAGGACAAGCAGGAGGUGCUGGAGCUGGUGAAACACCACCUGUGGGCUCUGGAAGUGUGCUACGUCUCAGCCUUGGUCUUGUCUUGCUCACUCACCUUCCUGCUCCUGCUCCGCUCGCUGGUGACACACAGGACUAAUCUCCAAGCUCUGCACCGAGGCGCUGCCCUGGACCUCGGUCCUCCACUCCAGAGCAAGCGCCCCUCCCGCCAGGCCAUCUUCUACUGGAUGAGCUUCAGUGCCUACCAGACUUCCUUCACCUGCCUUGGCCUUGUGGUACAGCAGAUCAUUUUCUUCCUGGGAACCACUGCUCUCACCUUCCUGGUGUUCAUACCUGUGCUCCACGGCAGGAACCUCCUGCUCCUACGAUCCCUGGAAUCCUCCUGGCCUUUCUGGCUGACUUUGGCCCUGGCUGUGACUCUGCAGAACAUAGCAGCCUACUGGGUCUUCCUGGAGACUCACCAUGGACACCCAGAACUGACCAACCGGCGAGUCCUCUCUGCGAUCACCUUUCUUCUCUUCCCCAUCAACAUGCUGGUGGGUGCUGUGGUGGCCGCCUGGCGUGUGCUCCUCUCUGCUGUCUACAAUGCAGUCCAUCUGGGGCAGAUGGACCUCAGCCUGCUGCCACCAAGAGCUGCCACUCUGGACCCAGGCUACCACGCAUACCGGAACUUCCUGAAGAUUGAAGUCAGCCAGUCACAUCCAGCCAUGACAGCCUUCUGCACCCUGCUCCUUCAAGCCUGGGGCCGAAGGCUCCAGCAGACCCCAGCAGACCCCCAGGGCAGCCUCAGACUGGGGGAGGAAGAAGAAGGGAUGCAGUUGCUACAGACAAAGGACCUGGUGGCCAAGGGAGCGGGGCCUAGAGCCAGCCGGAGCAGGGCCCGCUGGUUUCUGGCCUACACGCUGCUGCACAACCCAGCCCUGCAGACCUUCCGGAAGACGGCCCUGUCAGGUGCCCGGGCCAAUGGUGCCCAGGCCUGA
Castor canadensis (American beaver) is the source of this 2070-nucleotide messenger RNA. The record is from RefSeq and is a predicted model, not a curated record. Lineage: Eukaryota; Metazoa; Chordata; Mammalia; Rodentia; Castoridae.